GGCACUGCUACGAGUGAGAGCCGAAAAUACCCCUAUAUAAACAGAAUCUAUGAGUACUAAGCAGUCCCUCUCAUCCAUCCAGAGAAGCUAGAGUCCAGGUCUCACUCGCGACCGAGAGCCACAGAGAAAUGGGGGGCCCUGGUCGUCCCUGGCACCGGCACGUCUUCCUCGUCGUGUCGCUGCAGCUUCUCCUUGUGGCGCCAUGGCAGGACGAGACGGCCGCUCGAGCUCUCAAUUUCACCAGGCAGGAUUUCCCCAGGGCCUUCGUCUUUGGUGCCGGCACGUCAGCUUAUCAGUACGAAGGGGCAACCGAUGAAGACGGAAGGAGCCCAAGCAUAUGGGACAACUUUACUCAUGCAGGUAGGAUGCCGGACAAAAGCACUGGCGACCUAGGGGCGGACGGCUACCACAAAUACAAGGGAGACGUGCAGCUGAUGAGUGACACUGGCCUGGAGGCCUACCGCUUCUCCAUUUCUUGGUCCAGGCUUAUUCCAAGAGGAAGAGGAGCCAUCAACCCCAAGGGCCUCGAGUAUUACAACAACCUCAUCAAUGAGCUAGUAAAACGAGGAAUUGAGAUACACGUGACCCUGUCCCACCUGGAUUACCCUCAGAUCCUGGAGGACGAGUACCACGGCUGGCUGAGCCCCAGGAUGGUGGACGACUUCGAGGCGUACGCGGACGUGUGCUUCCGCGAGUUCGGCGACCGGGUGAGGCACUGGACCACCAUGGACGAGCCGAACGUCAACUCCAUCGCCGCCUACGACAACGGCGCCUUCCCCCCCGGCCGCUGCUCCCCGCCGUUCGGGUUCGGCACUAACUGCACCGCCGGCGGCAACUCCAGCGUCGAGCCCUACGUCGUCACCCACAACUGCAUCCUGGCGCACGCCGCCGUCGCCGCCCUCUACACCCGCAGCUACCGUGCCGAACAGCAGGGCGUCGUCGGCAUCAACAUCUACACCUUCUGGAACUACCCCUUCUCCCCCGCCCCCGCCGACGUCCAGGCCACGCAGCGCUCGCUCGACUUCAUGAUCGGCUGGAUGGUCAACCCGUUGGUGUAUGGAGACUACCCUCAAGUGAUGAAGAGGAUAGUCGGGUCCCGCCUUCCCAGGUUCACCAAGCGGCAGUCGGAGAUGGUCCGCGGGACGGCGGAUUUCAUUGGCAUAAACCACUACACCUCCGUGUACGUCAGUGAUCGCCCCAACGACGCAGCAGCCGACACCACGGGGCCCCGGGACUACAAUGCUGAUCUGUCGGCUACCUUCAGAUUUUCUCGCGAUGAUCCAGCUACUGGCCAGUUCGUCCCAAUCAACAUGCCAAGCGACCCGCAGGGACUGCAAUGCAUGCUCGAGUAUCUCAGCCAAACCUACAACAACAUCCCCGUCUACGUGCAGGAAAACGGCUACGGGGCGCUCUUCAACGACUCCAUCCAUGACCACGAGAGAGCCGAGUACUUGAGUGCCUACAUGGGCAGCGCACUCGCUGCACUCAGGAACGGAGCCAACGUGAAGGGGUACUUCGUCUGGUCGUUCCUGGACGUGUUUGAGCUGCUGGCGGGCUACUACUCGCGAUACGGCCUCUACCAUGUCGAUUUUCAGGACCCGGAGCUGCCGAGGACGCCAAAACUCUCUGCGCUGUGGUACAGCAAGUUCUUGAAGAAUGAAAUCGACAUAAUAGAGAACGUUGUCAGCGAUACUGACGAUGCGCGCUCGCAUGCUGCUGAACAAUGAGUUAGUUUGCUAGCAAGCAGCAGGCAGCAGCACACGACAUAUCACAUAUGCAUGUCGUAGUAGCGGAGGAAAAGAAUGUUUCUUAUCCAUUCUUUUUUUUUCACAAGUCCACAGAAGCUCAGAAUUUUCAGCAGUUGGUCAGGCCCGGAAUUCAGUGUUCGUGAAUCGUAGCCAUAGGCACCCUCUUUGGCUGUAGCCCUGUAGUAUGCGCUACGUACGGCAACAGUUGUCAUGAGUCACUCUGUCGCUACUGACACAAUAAGUAAUACAGAAAGGAACUAUUACUCU
This is a messenger RNA of Zea mays, 2015 nucleotides long. RefSeq lists its product as uncharacterized. Gene Ontology annotation, molecular function: beta-glucosidase activity. Gene Ontology annotation, biological process: carbohydrate metabolic process. NCBI's taxonomy places the organism in Eukaryota, Viridiplantae, Streptophyta, Magnoliopsida, Poales, Poaceae. The record is from RefSeq and is marked provisional.